Molecule: messenger RNA, 852 nt
Organism: Stylonychia lemnae
Lineage: Eukaryota; Ciliophora; Spirotrichea; Sporadotrichida; Oxytrichidae
Source: the annotation of a GenBank genome assembly
AUGUCAGAAGUAAAUUAAGAACCAGUACUUGAACAGCCUAUGACUGAAAGCAACUAGUUCAAUACAAAUACUCAAUCUGUACUUAGAUCAUCUUAGCAAUUCUAAAAAAGUGGAAUUAAUUUCUAGGUCCAAGGUGCAAGAACAUUGCAAAAUUCUGGUAGUCAAGGCCAAUACUUUUUGCCUUAAAUUGGAAUGCAAAAGAAGAAAGUUUGGAAUCCAAGAUUUCAUGUUUCGUCUCGCAAUAAUCUCGCCAAGGCACACCCGUUUUACAGAAAUUAUUUUGAUAAGAAUGAAAGAGUAAACGAUCAGAGACUUUUGAAGCCCUAUCAUCCUGAAAAAAGCAUGAAGGAAAUCGUUUAGCAUCAGCAGACUCUCAUGAUGAGAAGAAGCCAGAGUUAAGCAGCUCUGGGAAAGUGGGAUGACUACUUCAGCAAGAUGCACAGCAAGAAUAAUGAUAGAGUGCACAAUAACUUUAGAGAGUUCUUUGAUAAACCCAUCCAAUAUGAUUAGAAAGGAUACUCAGGGUAAUUCGAAAACAACAAUUAACAUAAUUAAUAUAGCAAUAUUAACUUCGCACCAAUGGAAGUUUAUCAUAAGUAUUCUCCUAAGGGCAAGUAGAUCAAGCAGCAGACAUCCUCUGAUUUCUAUAAAUCUCAAAAAGCUGAGCGUUUCCUUAACACUAACAAAAGCGUUGCAUAACUCCAAGAUCCAGAAAUACUGCAACUGAGAACUGCUAAAAGUCCAGAAGUUAUCAAAAAGGAAUCAAAAUGGAAUUAAAGAAUUGGACUACCUAUUUCCACUUUCAAUGAGCAUGUUUUCCCAAGAUACAGAAUAACUUUUAAUAAUUUGUGA